AUGACGAUUUUUUCCUAUAAAAUAAUCAUUAGUGUUAUUACUUUAAUCAAAUUUGAAGUAUGUGCAAAUGCUGAUGCUAAACGUCUUUUAAAUGAACUUAUGACAGAUUAUAAUAGAUAUGUCUUACCUGUACAAUCUAUAAAUCAAAAAGUUAAUGUAUCAUUAGGUUUAAAAUUAUCGCAACUAUCUGAUAUUGAUGAAAGAAAUCAAAUAAUGACAACAAAUGUUUGGCUCGAACAAGAAUGGACUGAUCACAAAUUAACAUGGAUACCUGGUCAAUAUGGUGGGAUCGAUGUUCUUGAAAUUCCCUCAUCAGAUAUUUGGGUACCAGACGUUGUUUUAUAUAAUAAUGCAGACGGAACCUAUGAGGUUAAUACAAUAACAAAAGCGCAUGUAUUUUGGAAUGGAACAAUAAAAUGGAAUCCUCCUGUUAUAUAUAAAUCUUAUUGUGCUAUAGAUAUUGAAUAUUAUCCAUUUGAUGAACAAAAUUGUAGUCUUAAAUUUGGUACAUGGACACAUAAUGGAAAUUUAGUUGAUCUUCAUCAUAAAACAGGCGAUAUUGUGGUUGAUUUUGGAGUUGAUCUUUCUGAUUACUAUCCAUCUAUCGAAUGGGACAUUCUUGCGGCCCCUGCUAUUCGCCAUGUUGUUCUAUAUGACUGUUGCAAAGAUGAUCCAUACUUUGAUGUAACAUUUUCAUUACUUAUUCGACGUAAACCACUUUUCUAUAUGGUUAAUCUCGUCAUUCCUUGUAUAAAUAUUGCUUUUCUUACAAUUUUGGUGUUUUAUUUACCUAGUGAUUGUGGUGAAAAAUUAACAUUAUCCAUAUCAAUUUUUGUUGCACUUCAAGUUUUUUAUCUUCUUCUAGUGGAUCUUAUACCGCCAACAUCAUUGAAACUAUCUUUAUUAGGUACAUAUUUACUUUUUACAUUGGUGCUUGUUAAUGCAUCUAUAUUUAUAACAAUAAUAACAUUGAAUAUUCAUUGGCGUCAUCCAAAUACUCAUCAUAUGCCUGAGUGGGUAAAACGAUGGUUUUUUGAAAUUAUUCCGCCGUUUAUAUUCAUGUCUAAACCUCAUAUUGCUGAUGCUUUACUACGACCAAAGCAAAUUAAUGGCGAUAAUGAGUCAACAACAUCACAAAAUGGUCAUGACAUGCGCAAAUUAAAUAGUUAUUUAAAAACAAUGUCAAUUGAUAAGUAUCCACCUAUAAUUCAACAAGCAAUAAGAGAUAUUCGAUAUAUAACCGAAACGCAACGUGAAGCUGAACAAGAUAAUCUGGAAAGAGAAGGUUGGCGAUUUAUUGCACUUGUCAUUGAUCGGUGUUCUUUAAUAGUAUUUAUUUUUUUAACUAUAAUUGGUUCAUGUAUCACUCUAUUAUCUGCUCCGUCCAUACGUAAUAAAGCUGAUCCAAUCGAACGGUUAUAUUCACACCAUUAUAAUGCACAUCCAAGUUAA
Rotaria socialis is the source of this 1452-nucleotide messenger RNA. Lineage: Eukaryota; Metazoa; Rotifera; Eurotatoria; Philodinida; Philodinidae. The record is from the annotation of a GenBank genome assembly.